CGAGUAUAAUGGAAUAUUUAUGUUCAAAAUCUGUGAUCAACCAAGCUUGAAGCGCACCAAUGACUUUUAUUGACAGCCCCCCCCCUCGGAAACAUAAAAAUAUUCGGCGAGCGUGCAAUGUGCAUGUUCGUCGAAGGGCCGUUAUUUAUAACAUGUCUUAUGUUGAAAUUUUGUUUGAUGAGUUAGAAUUUGGCGAGUGUAUAGGUUAUGGAUCAUUCGGUUCUGUGUUUAAAGCGUCGUGGAAAUCAAAAGAAAAAGUGGUAGCUGUGAAAAAAGUUCUGCGUUUGGAUAACGAGGCUGAUGUCUUAAGCUUGUUGAGCCACCGAAAUAUUAUCCAGUUUUAUGGAGUGGUGAACUCUUCUCCAAACUAUGGCAUUGUCACUGAAUAUGCUGAGUUGGGAUCAGUGUACAGUUAUUGCUCUGAAAACAAGAAGGAGUUACAAUUUGGACAAAUUGUCAAAUGGGCUAAUGACAUUGCAAAAGGCAUGAAUUAUCUUCAUUAUGAGGCCCCAUAUAAAAUAAUCCACAGGGAUUUGAAAUCUAAAAAUGUUGUCAUUUCUUUGGACAUGACUGGAAAGAUUUGUGACUUUGGUACAUCAAGAUUGGCUACAAAUACAACACAUAUGUCACUCAAUGGCACUUUUCCUUGGAUGGCCCCAGAGGUCAUUCAAAGUCUUCCAGUAUCUGAGCUGUGUGAUGUCUUUUCCUAUGGUGUGGUACUGUGGGAGAUGCUAACGCGAGAGAUUCCAUUCGAGGGAAUGGAAGGUGUACAGGUUGCUUUGCUUGUCGUCACGAAACAAAAGCGUCUUACAAUACCCAGUACUUGCCCGAGUCCCUUUUCUAAGCUAAUGCAACAAUGCUGGAAAACUGACCCAAAAGAACGACCAAGUUUCAAAGAAAUUCUUCCAUUAAUCGAAAAUAUGGAUUGUAAUGAGUCGUUAGAGGAGGAAACGAAUUCAUUUCUUCGUCAAAAAGAUGAAUGGAGGAAAGAAAUUGUUGUGACCGUGGAGAAACUUAGUCAACUGGAGAAGAAUUUAAAUCUUAAAGUGAAGGAACUGGAAGAGCGCGAGGAACGUGUCCUACAGCGCGAAAGAGAAUUAGAACAACAGUAUGUAGCAAAGGUUGUGAGUAAACAUGAUGUAAAUGCGUGGACUGAAGAUGAUGUUUUUUUAUGGGUCGAACACAUUGGAAUACAGGUCGGCAACAGAAAUAUAUCCGACUACGCUCAACUUUUCGUUGAUAACAAUAUCAAUGGCAAAAGGUUACUUGCAAUAACAAUCGACAUUCUUAAGGACCUGGGGAUACAAUCAUUGGGGCAUAGAUUGGAAAUUGUUGGUCAGAUAUCGAAAUUACAAAGUGAAAAUGAACUUAUGCUUCAUUUUCCACCAUUGACAAAGGAUGAAACAGCGAACGAGGAACGACGUCAGAAUAUGGUAACCUUGACAUUGUUAUUUGGAAAUCAUUGUCGAAUUGGCAGAACAGAACAGGACUGUAAAUGGAAAAUGUAUGCUGAUGUUGAUGUUGAUGGAGAUGGACCAUACAUUUCAUACAUUCGAGAUGUGACGUUCAAGUUCAAGUCACACGAAUCAAUUAUUUUUAAGAAUCCACCGUACGUUAUGGAGACUUGGCAGAAAUGUACAGAUGAACCUACAGUUUUUGUUGAAUGCAUCGUUAAUUACACAAAUGAUGUGAAGAAGCCAAGAUGUACAAAAUACGUCCAUGACGUUCAAAUUCAAGAAGGCGGUGCGACGUAUCAACGUAAAGCGGAGUUAACCUUAAAACAUUCUGUGGUUGGUUCUGUCUCUCCUGUAUCGCCUGCUCCUUCAAAUAGAUCUGAUAUGUCAUUUGACUCGUGGCCUAGCUAUCGCAGUACAUCAAGUGGGUCUGUUUCUAUACCAUUUCUCAGUGCAUGGGAACGAGGCAAUGCGAGUGAGAUUCUUUUCCAGUCUACCACUCCUUGCCGUCUUUCUACGACGUCCGUCAACAAAGGAGCCGCAAAUGUAGUACGCCGUGUAAGCACCCGCAGUAAAAAUAAGUCACCAAAAACAGGACAAUCGCCAUCGACAAAAGAAUGCAAAUCUUUUGACGUCACUCCAAAGAAAUCUCCUAAAGGUACAGUUAGCGCAAGUCCUGGUAGCAAUUCCUCAUUUGAUUGGACGGUAAUAAAACCGAAACGAAAAGAAAAUGCUUCCUUUUCGAGUGCCUCUCACCAAUGUGGUGGAGGAAAUUCGAAAGGUGGUUCUCAAAAAUCAAGGAAUAUAGGUGGGAACAGUCGGGGACGAGGUCAUGAUGGAAGAUAUGGUAGGAGUGUGAGUGAUAAUACUGGUAGUAAGCAAUCAAAGUGUAAAGAUUAUGAUUCUCACAGAAAGAUUUCAAGUGAAGGUCGACGAAGAUGAACUUAGUCGAGCUAUAAAAAAUAAUUGAUUUUAGGAAAUUAUAACAAAUAAUUUUUUAAUAUUCACAUGUACAGUAUUUGAUUGCACUUCUAAUGUUAUUUAAUAAAUGAUAAUUUUUACCUUA
Molecule: messenger RNA, 2520 nt
Organism: Xenia sp. Carnegie-2017
Lineage: Eukaryota; Metazoa; Cnidaria; Anthozoa; Malacalcyonacea; Xeniidae
Product: mitogen-activated protein kinase kinase kinase 20-like
Exons: 26
Coding region: 60-2396 (778 amino acids)
Biological process (GO): protein phosphorylation
Cellular component (GO): cytoplasm
Molecular function (GO): ATP binding; protein binding; protein kinase activity
Source: RefSeq, a predicted model, not a curated record